AUGGUUAAUAACAUCAUGGAGCGGCGUCCUGAUAGCUUUUGGUCAUGCCUGGUUUGUGCAGCAUCCGUAUUAUCUAUUCUGAUCGCAACUGGCGGUCCAUACGCCUUUGGAUUGCUUCUUCCUCCUUUAAUGGACGAAUUCAAUGCAACCAGACAAGAAACAGGUAAGUGGAACUGUGUUAGUUUUUCCGGAUGUCGAUACAUAUCUACAACGACAGACGCGUUUAAAGAGGCCCUGCGCCUGAGAAACGACCGAUGAUUUCUGGCUAAAAAUUAAAAUCGGCAGAUUUUUAUCUUCCAAGUAGAGGUUACCUAUUACUAUUUAAAAUGAAUUUCUUUUGCUUCAGUUUCGCUUUAAACUAAAAAUAUAGCGCCGUGAACUUGUUACGUAACAAGUACGUACUUGGUAAAUGUCACUUUAAACCUUGCUAGGCGCUCAAAUACCAUCCUAAAUAGAAGGAUGUGGUAUUAAAAGAGAAAGGAAGAUGAAAAAUUGGUAGGAAAAGAAAAUAAUUUACAUCUACCAUCUGCUGAGUUGAGUUGAAUCUUGGAAAUGUUAUCGCGUGACAGCACUCAUUUCUCCAAACUACGGCGGAAUCCAAGCAACUGCGUAGAAUAUAAGUAAAAAAACAACUCUUCCGCCGCCAGAAAUCCUGAAGUGAAACAGUUUUAUAUUAUUGCCAUGAAUGAUGAUGAAUUCAGGUGAAAAUUAACCUCAGAUAGUGUCCAUUUAGUACUUUGGUGGGCUGCAUGUAUUUCGUUACAUUCCAAUGGACGUUGCGGGUCAGCGCUUACAGGGGUCAGCGGACGUAAAAAUAGAAACAACCAGGUAAUCAUGGCGGAUGCCAUGCCUGUACUUAGUCAAAAGAGGGUCUCCUGGACUGCGGAUCCUCACGUGGUCGCACGGAGACAAUGUUUCUGUAUGAAUGUCGAGAUGAUGUAACUACACAUCAGAAAAUUGUUUUUUGUCGCGUGCAAACCUGAAAGAAUGUGAGAUCAUCCCGCAAAGGGCUUGCCUCGACCGUUUGUCUCAUGAAGAAGUGAAAACAUUACGUACGCGUGUUUGUGCUCGCCAUCACUAAGGUAUAUAUCGACACAGAUAUAUCAAACAACUGAAACACCUCCUUAGCCAUGGCAGGGUUGAACACGUCACGACUUUUGACGCUGGUAGGUGGUCCUUUGUGCCCUGGAUAAUGCUCCAGUACUUGCCCAUACCAUAGCGAAAUGGUAUGGGCAAGUAUAAUUUCAGCAUAAUCAUCGCUGAAAUUUUGUUUUCCUUGUCGACGUUUAGGAUAUAUAUUUGCAAAUUUGCAAAUUGUCGGAUGUGAAUGGCAGAAAGUUUGUUGCCGGUCUUUUCCCUUGUUCCCAGCUGCGACUCUUUUCGUCAAGUGCUUGUUACAUUUACUACAGGGUAUCCUGUAGUUCUGGGUAUCACGAUUCGGGGUGGGAGUAAUUUUUCGUACAAAAUGACUUUUUUCUUCCAUUACGAGGAGAUUUCGAAUUUCAACGACUACGUAAUAUCAGUUUUUCAGCUACCUUACAAUAAUGCUUCUAAGACUUCUUCCUGUAAUAUCCAAACACUAUCCAGCAAACAGACAAUGAUAAUACUGAAACUUAUCAGGCAGAAGUUAUCUUGAUCUUACAUCAAAUUCUCAUAACUUAUUUACCUGUAAAUGUGUAGCAACUAGAAGGGAGAAUUAACAAUCAGAUCUUGGGUAUUUAAGUGUUAAAGGAAGAGAAUAGAAAUACUUCCUGUCAGCGACUGAUCUCAACAAUGCUAGUCCUUUACACACAUUAAAGUUUCUGUCAGUGAUAAACAUUCUGUGAAUUGAUAUUCCCAUUCUUAACACUCAGAGACCUUCUGACACAAAGGUUUGCUAUACUAGUUCUUAUUGCAUUGUGUUAACCAAUGUUAUGAUGAUAUAAUUUUGAGAUGUAAAGAAGAUACUUAAAAGAUUGAGAAAUAUAUCCAAAUCAAGACAUUUUUUUUUCUACUGUUACAGUUACCAUAAGAUUUGUUUGAAAGAGAAUCUUUCAAACUAUCGAAUUGUAUGAGAAAUUAUUUUUUUAAGACUUCUAUCAAACUUUUUAUUAUGAGGACAAUUUUGUGAAUAAUAAAAUUUAGUGUCAUAGGUCAUCUUUGUGUCGAGAACUCUUUUAGUUGGUGAAACUCACUUUUUCUUUUUUUCAAUUUGAAACAUCAAAUUAAUUGAUGCAUAAAACACACAAAAUAUUUUUUGAGAGUUUCAUGUGGUAUCCGUAUUGGAUUACUAUGCUAUCAUAAAAAACCAAAAACAACAACUACUGAAAACUACUUUUGUCACAAUUACUACCAAAUUUGUGUCAGUUUCCUGGGUCUGCCAGUGUCUUGGUUAUUCUAUUAAAAGCAAUUACUUUCCGAGAUUUUCUCUGAUAGAAAAAAAACUCUAUUGAACUUAAAACAAUUCAGGUACCUAAUAGAAAAUUUGUACUAAUUUUGCAACAAUAGUUACCCUCAUCCAUAAUUCACAGAGAAUAAGAUAAGUAUAGAACGAUAAAUACUUAGCAAAAAUACAUGCCUCCGUGCAUAAACUUGAAGAAGUGAAAGCUCGUAGGCAAACCAUUAGGGCCAUAAAAUGUAUUUGAAUAACCAAAAGCGGCACACUGCUUUCCUUUCUUUUCGGGAGGAAAAUUAGCUUUAUCGAGAUUUCGGCUAGGAUCAUCCAUUUCCCUUAAAAAUCGAAUAAUUUUACUUCCCACUAACGAAUUUCACCAAAAGCGCUCACAGAGAUUUAACACAAGUCAACCCCAGCCUCGUUCUCACGUGUGCGCGGUUGCAUGUCCAAUUUGGCGCUGGGAACUGUGAAAAGGUCUGUUCGACGCUACUCAAGUCAUCCUCAGUUGAAGAUAAUCGGGUUACAAUUUGAAUACGUUCUCGAAUUGCACUAUACUUGUAUGAAUUCGUGAACUAUGUGAAUAAAAUAUAUAUAUUAGGCAUCAUAGGAAGGCAACAGAAGGAUUUUGAGGUAAUCAAGAAAAAAGAGCUUGAAACAUGCAAAGCUUUGUCCGACACAUGGUGCUUAAAUGUUUCGCGUGGAAAAUCCCAUUCCACAGCAGGGUGUACGUGAGAACCUUGCAUCGGACAAGGUUUCACACGUCCACAAGCACUGGCAAUCCAAUUCAGUCAUCUAAACCUUGUCAAGACUUAUGCUCUGCAGAAUCAUCUUUCGCGAUUUUGGAUUCUGCCAUCUAAAUUUUGGAAUAAAGAUGAAUGAGGCCGUGAAUAUUAAAUGGAAGAAUUCGACUUAAUACCAACACCAGAAACAAUUAGAUUCAUCUCUCUAUUUUAACUUAAUUUAUUUUUUUUAUCAUAUUUAUCAUUAACAUUUAACUUAUGUUUUUUUUAUUAGUAUAUAUUGUAUAAGCUUUUUCUGGGUUACUUCAAAAUACCAAUAUUGCCUUUCUGAGCUUCUGCUAUAUUUUUUUCAAAUAAUUCACGUAAUCUAACGUCGUAAUUAAAAAACGUUUUGUUCAGUUAAAUUCAAAUUGGAACACGAGCGACUGCAUCUGAAAAUGAGAUGAGUAAAGUCGAAACAUGAGUAACAAACUUAAAACUAUUUUUUAUGGGACUAAAUAUAUAUAACUAUCUGCUCAACAUUGACCAUUUUUCAAAGGUUUGGAUGUAUUUAAGAGUAAACUACACUGUAGUAAAAGUCAUCCGCCUGUUUCCACAGGUUUAAAGUUUUUUUCGAAAAUUGUAAUUUAUACAAUUAUGGUAUCAUUUUUCGAAUUCAGGGCGACAAAAAAAGUUUUGUUAAAAUUCGAAGUCACCUUGGCUUAAAUCAUUCAACAUUUUUCAUCACCUUAUCAUAUGGCGAAACCACAAAAAAAAGGUAAUAAGUAAACAAGCUGAGUCACGUACAGACUAAAUUGAUAUUACCUCGUUCGAUAUCAGUUUCAUUUAGACAUAAUCCGAGUUUUUAUGAAGACGUGUCAGUCCCCCUAUCCCCACCCCACUCUGCAGCCCAUGUCCCUGUGUAAUUUAAAAGUGUUUUUACUUUUUUUCUAGCAUGGGUUGGAUCCUUGAACACGGCUUGUGGCUACAUUCUUAACCCAUUCAGCGUCCAUGUUACGGAUCGUUUCGGCUUCCGGGCUACCGCCAUUCUGGGAUCUGUGUCGAGCUUAAUAGGCGUAGGCCUGGCUUCAUUCUCUGCUCAGCUAUGGAUGAUGUACCCGACUUAUGGCUUCCUGACGGGGUUCGGAAACACAACGAUCUAUAGUACAUCGAUGCUGGUCGUUUUAAAGUAUUUUGUGAAAUGGCGUUCUGUGGCGGUCGGACUUGUCGCAUCGGCAACAUCGGUUGCUGUGUUUGCCAUGACACAAUUUGUUCAAGCACUACUAAGUACCUUUGGCUGGCGAUGGGCCAUGCGAGGAAUAGCGAGUCUGUUUUUGAUGUGCGGUUUGUGUUCAGCUUUAUAUCUACCGGUCAACAAGGCGAAGGAGAGUGAUGAACAAACUUUGGAUAGAAUUCGAACAGACAAGAAGGAGGAGAAUGAACCACAUGUACUGAAGAACCGCCGAUUUUUGGUAUUUUGCUCUGCAAAUACAAUUGUCAUGUUUGCAUACUACAUUCCAGUUGUACACAUCGUAAGUUGUCUUUUCUUAUUUCCACAUCGUAAUUUUCUCCCUUAAACAUAAAUCAUCUUCUUCUCCUCUUUCUGAGGGUAAGUCUUUUGGGGGUCAUUUGGGGUGGGAAUGUUUACAGCUUUUAAACUCUGGAAUGGAUUAUCGUUGUGAGCUAUGAAAAUCUGGAAUUUGUUCUUAUAUCAAGGGUUAUCGCUGUGAGCGACAAAAGUCUGUGAAUGACCGCUGUACGUAUGUGGAGCUCAACGGGGUGAUGCCUUCUAGGCUAACGGUUAAAAUUUUGGUCAUUUUACGGCUAACACUUUUUUCUGUUGUCAACAAACCUUUUUUUAACUGUUAACUUUUUUUUACGACUAACGGUUAAAACUUGUCAAUUUUUACGCCUAACGGCAAAAGUUUUAAGCCGUUUUACCUUUAAUGGUUAACACAAUUGAGACCCUCCUGUAUGUGUCGUGUGAAGUGUUACCAUAUGGUAAAUGUUCGCCAAAAAAGAAACGCGAAGACAAGAAUCAAGUGGCUAUGACGCGACAUUUGAAAUAAUCUCAGUGACGUGAUGGUCAUACUCAAUAAUAAGUAGAAGUGUAGCUAAAAUUAUUUGGUGUUUGCCUUGGAUUUUCAAACAGUGGUUUUUAGCGUUUCACGUUGGAUUCUAGGAUUAAACCGUUUUCCACGCUCUCAAGUCAGUCAGACUAACAAACUUUCUCGAUGAAUUUUAAGAGCCGGAAGUCUUGGCGAUGUAACGGAUUCUGCUUAUUAGGUCAAGUCUAAAAAUUACCGUUACGUCACGCUUGAUUUGCAAGAUUUCCUUUAAAUGAUCGUGUAUCGUUAGAGUGGUCCAGAGAGGAAAUUCGUCAUUUUUCCACAAAGCGAGAAUGGUGACCUGUCAAAUAGUGAAGAGCAUUGUCAGUAAGAACUUCCAACCAGUUCUUCUAAGCGGAGUAAAUGACUUAAUAUAACUCAACCUUUGAACUAAUAAUUAAUUAUAAUUAAUUAUAUCAAUUAAUAUUUGCAGAUCAAACAUUGUAAGCAAGAACUUCAGAUUCCUGAACAUAAAUCCUACAUACUCUUCACUUACCUCGCUGGAGCGUCUGUUAUCAGCCGCCUCGCGUUCUGCACGUUGGGAGACUUUCAAUGCGUCAGCCGUUUCUUUCUUUAUCAAGUGUCCGUGGUCAUAUAUGGGAUAUGUGUGUUAUUAUUACCAUUUGUAAAAACGUUUAACUCUUUGGUGAUAAUAUUUGUUGUCUUUGGACUUAUGGACGGCGGUGCACUGGGUCAGUUUUCCCUCCUUGUUUUAGGCUGUGUCGGUCAAAGAAAAGUGAAUCAAGGCUGGGGCUACGCCAUGUUUAGUGUAGGUUUUGGAGUCGGCACUGGACCUCCACUCGCAGGUAAAAAUCAUUUUACAAUAAGUCCUAACGUAAGUGAUCAUGUGAUACUAUAUAGGUCGUUGCAUGUGCCAUUAUGGGCUAAAUUAAAUAAUUAGGAGCUAGAAGAGUUCCCGAAGGUUAUCAUGGGUAUGCAAUCCGAGACUCAGUGAAAGAUUUGCAUUUGGCGCCGGUAAAAAUUUUUAUCACCUUUUUUUCUGGGGGAGGGGGGGGAGCGGGAAGCAGGCAUAUUUUUUAUUGUAACAAUGAAACUUAUUUAUUAUAUUGGUACCUCGGGUUACAUUGAUUAACAUUUGUGCAUAGCGACCACUACUAAGAAGUCCGAAAGGAACUGGAACGGGUGAAAAUGAAGAGGAACGAAACAAAUUCAUUCUUUAACAAUCAGGAUCAAAACAGAAAACCAAUGGCGACUUGAUCACUCGUGUUUUCCCGCGCUUUUUUACCCGCUCUUCAGACAGUUUGUUUGUUUUUACUUCGGGUUCUCAUUGGCUCAGGGAGAUAUUUGCCUUGCUAUGAUUGGCUGUUGUGUUUGCUUUGGUUUUGGUUUUGUGACACUCAAUGUCACUAACAUGACGAUGUAAUUUCACACGAUGUGAUCUCGCUUUCUUAACUUGCUUUGAUGCUGAAUCCUUACUUUGCUAUUUACGUCAUUUGUGAAACAGGUUUUAUGGCGGACGAGAGUGGUUCCUACACAGUAGCCUUUUAUUUAUCAGGAGUCGUGCUUAUAGCUGGAGCUGCUAUCACACUGCUGAUGAAGUUUGUAAAGCAACCAGACGUAACCGAAGGCCCUGAAGAAGUCAAAGCCCAAGAAAUGGGAAUUCUGAUUGUAGAGAAAGUCACCGUUCUUUAAUUGAGUUCGGAGAGAAGAAAAUUUCCAGGUCAAUUUACAAAAAUUUCACAAAAUAAUACUCCUCACCGUAUUAUUGCAAUUUCAUAUCUUCCUGUAUUUAUCUCGUAUCCUCAGAAACUAGUUUGUUUUCCGAUUGUGAAAGAAAAAUGGCUUUUAAUAUAUGUCAGUUUAAAUGGUGGCCCACAGUACAAGGAGGAGUUCGAAUUCUGAGGCAAAUCAACCACCAGAAGGAUGUGGUUAUUACUACGUUGUCAGGCAGAACAGUGCAAAAGAAGCAAAACAACAACAACGACAAAAAAAGUUCUGUCAAUACCUGUAUGAGUUUAAGACCAUUUAUUUGGAAUUGGUUAACAGGAAAAGAAGCAUUCAAAUGUAUAUCUGUGAUUGUUAAAACGCAC
Molecule: messenger RNA, 7252 nt
Organism: Pocillopora meandrina
Lineage: Eukaryota; Metazoa; Cnidaria; Anthozoa; Scleractinia; Pocilloporidae
Source: the annotation of a GenBank genome assembly